Molecule: messenger RNA, 1365 nt
Organism: Eleginops maclovinus (Patagonian blennie)
Lineage: Eukaryota; Metazoa; Chordata; Actinopteri; Perciformes; Eleginopidae
Gene: nutf2
Product: nuclear transport factor 2
Exons: 5
Coding region: 253-636 (127 amino acids)
Biological process (GO): protein import into nucleus
Cellular component (GO): nuclear pore central transport channel
Molecular function (GO): nuclear import signal receptor activity
Source: RefSeq, a predicted model, not a curated record
CACGAACUGUUCUCUGUCAUGCUUUAUUUGCAAAAGGAUCAACCACUUUUUUGUUCAUUUCUUUUUUUUAAAUGUACAAGCCCUACAUACAAGUGUUAAAAAGUGUUUGUUUACAAAAACUACAAUUCCCACAAACCAACGGACCGGUUACGGCUCUACGUCUGUGCCCUCGUAGGGGAGCAGACACUGCACUGUGCGAUCGAGAAGCCGGCCUCGGUGUUGGUUAGAGUGUGUGUUGCAGGGUGAUUCAGGAUGGUGGACCAGCCUCUUUGGGAGCAGAUAGGAUCCAGCUUUGUGCAGCACUACUACCAGAUGUUUGACUCUGACAGAUCACAACUCGGAUCCAUAUAUAUCGAUGCAUCAUGCCUCACUUGGGAAGGACAGCAGUUCCAAGGAAAAAGAGCGAUUGUUGAAAAGCUCACUGGUCUACCCUUCACAAAAAUAGCGCAUAGUAUAACAGCGCAGGACCACCAGCCGACUCCAGACUGCUGCAUUUUGAGUAUGGUUGUAGGACAGCUAAAAGCAGAUGACGACCCUAUCAUGGGUUUCCACCAGAGUUUCAUCCUGAAGAACAUUAACGACGCGUGGGUGUGCACCAAUGACAUGUUCAGGCUGGCCAUUCACAACUUUGGAUAACUCCCCCUUCCCCACUCUGGUGGGCAGGGGCGGCCAUAGUGAAGGGCAUCACGUGAUGAAGUACGGAGGGAGGGGAAGGGAGAGAGGAAGAGGGAACACUCGUCCCUCCCUCCUGCUGUCUCAUUUACGCCUGCUUGACAAAACAAGCAACCACCGGAUUCUAGAUGUCAAUCACUGAACCUCAUCCAGGUGGUUUCUUUUUUCAGACCACCACAGCCAGUAGAACUGCGACGCGUUUCUUUGUUCAAAGCCGCCGGCGAACCAAUCAGAAGCCCCUGUCUGCCACUCCGCUGAUCUGCAUGGUCCUGGGAGCCCCCCUCAUUAGAAUAUCCACCCUCAAACAGACGACAUCCAUUCAUGCCCUGUUCUCCACUUUACUUAAUCCUUACACACUGCUGUUGACUGCACUCAGUUCUGUUAGCACUGUCAUUGACCGGUUUGUAAAUCCGUGUUCAGGUUCAUCAGUUCUUGUGUUUAAGUUGUUUUUAGAUCCUACUUGUGUGUUGCCUAAUUGUGUUUUAUUAACUUUGCCAUGAGUCGCUGUCAUGCCAGGUUUUGCUCUUGCAAACCAAAGAAACAUGGAGGACAUAAAGUCUCACCAUGCUGUGUGAUUGGCUCCUGCAUUUUCCCUCUUUUUCUCCAUCUCUUUUGCUCUCUGUCUCUCACACGUCUGGCAUUUAAAAUGGACAUCAGCCGCCAUAGACAAUAAAACCUGGACUUUUUUCUUAA